Molecule: messenger RNA, 921 nt
Organism: Trichobilharzia regenti
Lineage: Eukaryota; Metazoa; Platyhelminthes; Trematoda; Strigeidida; Schistosomatidae
Source: the annotation of a GenBank genome assembly
AUGACUAGUUGCAUUUUGAUCAUUUCAAUUGUUUUGCUUGUUUGUAGAAAAAAUAUUGCUUGGCGAUCAAGUGGCAAGACACAUGCUGAGCUCAUAAAUAACCUAUACAAAAAUCGAGUUAUUACAUCGGAAAUUGUAAAGAGUACGAUGCUGUCUGUAGACCGCGGGUAUUUCACGAAUUCAAGUCCAUAUCUAGACCGGCCCCGGCCAAUUGGUUUCGCUGCAACAAUUAGUGCUCCUCAUAUGCAUGCACAUGCUUUGGAAGCACUAAGAGAUCAUCUUAAACCUGGUUCACAUGCCUUAGAUGUUGGGUCAGGUAGUGGAUAUUUAACAGCGUGUAUGGCACUUAUGGUGGGCUCAACAGGUGUUGCAGUAGGCAUUGAACAUAUUAAUGAGUUAACUGAAUUUGCGUUAGCAAAUGUUGGAAAUUGGAUGAAUCAUAGUAAAGCAGCUCAGUCGGCCGGCGUAGAAUUGGGAAAACAACUGAAACUUGUAACUGGUGAUGGUCGUCAAGGUUGGCCAGCUGAUGCCCCUUAUGAUGCUAUUCAUGUUGGUGCUGCAGCUCCAACUAUUCCUAAUGCCUUAAAAGAACAGUUAAGCGUUGGUGGUCGUCUAGUUUGCCCUGAAGGACCAGAAGGUGGAGAUCAAGUUCUAGUUCAAAUUGAUCGUUUACCAGAUGGUUCAUUCCGGCGUGAAUCACUUAUGGAUGUGGUUUAUGUACCACUAACGGACAAAAAUUUGCAAUUAGGACUAAGAUACAAGUUAACAACAACAACAACAUCACCACCACCAUUAUCAUCAUCAUCAACAGCAGCAGCACAACAGUCUAAAAGUAUUCCAGAUUAUAGUAAUGGGCUACUAGUAGUGCUGCCAGUGCUUUGUAUUGUUCUGGUUUUGCUCACUAUACAUCUACAAAGAUGA